AUGCAGGACGGAAGGGCACCAAGAAUAAAGAAUAGGGCUCCAGCGGAAGUCCAAAUCACCGCUGAGCAGCUACUUCGAGAGGCUCAAGAGCGUCAAGAAGCUGCUUUCCGCGCUCCCAAACAACGGGUUGAAGAUUUUGAGGAACUUCACGAAUAUCGCGGGAGGAAACGUAAAGAGUUCGAGGAACGGAUCAGGCGGACCAGGGGAAGCAUCAAAGAGUGGACUCAGUACGCCAACUGGGAGUCGAGUCAAAAUGAAUUUGAUCGCUCGCGGUCCAUCUUCGAGCGCGCACUGGAUGUCGACCCACGUAGUAUACAGCUGUGGCUAAGCUACACAGAAAUGGAGCUAAAGUCCCGCAAUGUACAGCACGCACGCAACCUUUUUGACCGUGCAGUCACUCUACUCCCUCGGGUGGACCAACUUUGGUAUAAGUAUGUAUACUUGGAGGAGUUGCUGCAAAAUGUCCCUGGAGCACGUCAGGUGUUUGAGCGGUGGAUGCAAUGGGAACCGGACGACAAGGCAUGGCAAGCGUACAUCAAAAUGGAAGAACGGUACAAUGAGCUUGAUCGUGCGAGCGUGAUAUAUGAGCGGUGGAUAGCAGUUCGUCCUGAGCCCCGUGUAUGGGUGAAAUGGGCAAAAUUCGAGGAGGAGCGGGGAAAGCUCGAUAAAGCUCGGGAGGUAUUCCAAACGGCUCUGGAGUUCUUUGGAGACGAGGAAGAGCAAGUCGAAAAGGCUCAGGCCGUCUUUAACGCAUUUGCAAAAAUGGAAACGCGUCUCAAAGAAUAUGAGCGUGCUCGGGUUAUAUACAAGUUUGCUUUAUCUCGCCUACCUCGCUCCAAGUCGACUACGUUAUAUGCUGCUUACACACGGUUUGAAAAACAACAUGGUACGCGUUCGAUAGUAGAAGCUACGGUAAUCGGGAAGCGUCGCAUUCAGUAUGAAGAUGAGGUAUCACAUGACGGCAGGAAUUACGAUGUAUGGUUUGAUUAUGUACGUUUAGAAGAGGGCGCUGUGCGGACGCUGAGAGAAGAAGGUGGAACUCAGGAGGAGGAGGAUGCAGCGGUCGAGCGGGUGAGGGACGUUUACGAACGUGCUGUUGCACACGUCCCACCGGGUCAAGAGAAGAGGCACUGGAGACGGUAUAUUUUCCUUUGGCUUGACUAUGCUCUAUUCGAAGAGAUAGAUACUAAGGAUCAUGAACGCUCACGACAAGUUUAUCGUACAGCUUUAAACCUUGUUCCACAUAAACAGUUCACGUUCGCAAAGCUAUGGAUAAUGGCAGCUAGGUUUGAGGUCAGGCGGCUAGAUUUGGCCGCCGCUCGUAAAAUUUUGGGUGCUGCAAUUGGUAUGUGUCCCAAAGAAGCUUUAUUCAAGGGGUAUAUUCAGCUUGAGAUGGAUCUCAGGGAGUUUGACCGAGUGCGCACUCUGUAUGAAAAAUACAUCGAGUUUGACCCUACAAACUCUACGGCAUGGAUCAAAUAUGCGGAACUGGAGACCGCUCUCGAGGACUUUGCUCGUGCAGAAGCUAUCUUCGAGCUCGGUGUUUCGCAGCCUUCGCUCUCUAUGCCUGAGAUCCUAUGGAAAGCAUACAUCGACUUCGAGGUGGACGAACAGGGUGAUCGGGAGAAGACUAGGUUGUUGUAUGAACGACUAGUGAGCCUAAGUGGGCACCACAAAGUCUGGAUAUCAUAUGCCGAAUUUGAAGGGGCCAGUAUCCCUCUUCCUCGAGCAAUGAGGGAUGAGGAAGGUGAAGACGAAGAGGGGGAAACACGGAUGGUCGAAGGCGAUGCAAACAUGGCCCGCCAAGUAUUUGAGAAGGGUUAUAAAGAUCUUAAGAGUAAAGAGCUUAAAGCUGAGCGUGUCGCCUUGUUGGAAGCAUGGAAAGCAUUCGAGCAACAGAAUGGCAGUGACGCCGAUGUGGCCAAGUUCAAGCUAUGAUGCCUAUGUUGGGAGAAAACAGCACGUCGACACGGAAACGGGUCAAGUAGUAGAAGUGGAAGAAUUCACAAGCACGAAAGUCGGGAGGCGCCGGCGUAUUAUCGGGCUUCACUGCUACGACGUCUUCAAAUACAGACGAAGCCGUAUCAAGUCAGAACGCUAAUCAGAAACCUCGCGAGGAUGUCGACGUUAAAAUGCACCGUGAUGACGAUGGGAGUAGUGAUGUGGCCAGUUCGGAUGGUGAAUAGCCUUGCUGAAUAUGCAACUCUGUACGGAACAACCGCUGCGGGAGAUGGAACUAUCAGGUUCUACUCAAAAGACCAAUAUUAUAGCACAAUAUAAAUUGACGUAGGAUAACGAGUGACGCUAUUUAUGCAUUUUGGUACCUGAAGGUCCAUACAUAUU
This is a messenger RNA of Serpula lacrymans var. lacrymans S7.9, 2343 nucleotides long. RefSeq lists its product as uncharacterized. Gene Ontology annotation, cellular component: Prp19 complex; post-mRNA release spliceosomal complex; U2-type catalytic step 2 spliceosome. The coding region runs from base 1 to 1938 and encodes 645 amino acids. Gene Ontology annotation, biological process: mRNA splicing, via spliceosome; spliceosomal complex assembly. The record is from RefSeq and is a predicted model, not a curated record. Lineage: Eukaryota; Fungi; Basidiomycota; Agaricomycetes; Boletales; Serpulaceae. Gene Ontology annotation, molecular function: protein binding. The transcript has 12 exons.